Laccaria bicolor S238N-H82 is the source of this 1896-nucleotide messenger RNA. RefSeq names its product glycoside hydrolase family 71 protein. The transcript is spliced from 15 exons. Lineage: Eukaryota; Fungi; Basidiomycota; Agaricomycetes; Agaricales; Hydnangiaceae. Gene Ontology annotation, cellular component: plasma membrane. Gene Ontology annotation, molecular function: glucan endo-1,3-alpha-glucosidase activity. The coding region runs from base 1 to 1896 and encodes 631 amino acids. The record is from RefSeq and is a predicted model, not a curated record.
AUGUUCGCCCUUCUGCCUCUCCUCCCCUUGUUUUCUCUAGCCCUGUCUAUUUCUCCCUCUGUUGCGCUCAAUUCGCAUCGCUCGUUAAAUUCGGAUGUUGUCCUCAAGCAUAAACGCGUCGCAAGUAACCUCAGCAAUAGGACUCUCCUGGUCGGUGACGAUCCCGCGGAGUUGGUAAAGCGGGAUGGAACAAAAUACGUGUUCAUGCAUCAUCAAUUGCCUAUAGAUCGUUGGCAGUGCGUACAGCCUUUUUUCCCCGUGAUCCCGCUCAUUCCUCUUCCCGCCUGGUCCAUCAUAAUCCCCAUCACAUCGUUUUUCGUUAAAAAAGACACAUACCCUUAUACCCAAGCCGACUGGGCUGAUGACAUCCAAAAAAUCUCAUCCAAAGGCGUUGACGCCCUUGCUCUGAACAUCGGCUUUGACAGCUGGCAACCUGCCCAAGUUGCCUCUGCUUACGCUGCGGCCGUUGGGACCAAUUUCAAGCUCUUCAUUUCUUUCGAUUUUACAGAGAUCGCAUGUGACGUCAACAGCGUUGCCAACUGGGUCAACCAAUAUGCGAACCAUCCCAACCAGUUCAAGAUCAACGGCAAACCCUUCAUCUCCAGCUUUUCUGGAGAUUGCCUGGGAAAUGCUGGCUGGGCUAAUUUGAAAGCCAUGACCAAUGGUUAUGUUAUGCCUUUUAUCUGGGGUCUAGAAGGCAAUUUUAACAAUUGGCCGGCGUUGGAUUCGUGGUAUUGCUGGGGCUGUGCUUGGCCAGAAGGCAACUACGAUAAAACUUCCGCCGACGACCAGUACUAUAUAAACCAGCUCGGCACCAGAUAUGCUACCACCGUCAGCGGCUGGAUGUUCGCUCAUGACGCGGGCAAGAAUUUCUACCAGCGAGGAGAUGAUUGGCUUAUCAACAACCGCUGGGAGCAGAUUGUCGGUAUGAGAAACCAGCUCACCUUUGUUGAGAUGGUAACUUGGAACGAUUACGGAGAAUCCGAUUACUUCGGUCCGCUUAAGGGAGCUCCGCCGGCUUCAACAUACUGGGCAGCCAACUAUCCCCACACUGCAUGGUUCGACAUGUCAGCCUACUACAUUCAGGCCUUCAAAACUGGCAGCUACCCCGCUAUUACUCAAGACGUUAUUUACUACUGGUCCCGCCCUCAUCCUAAGGGAGCUACCGCCUCUGCAGACCAAUUUGGCAAACCUAGCGGAUGGGAUUGGUCUUUGGACUUUGUUUGGGCGGCAGUGUUCGCUACGGCUCCCGCCACCGUUACUUUGCAAGUCGGAGGCAAUUCCCAGACGUUCAGCGUCACUGCUGGAGUCAACAAGCUCCAACUGCCCAUGACAACAGGGCAGAUUACCGUUACCAUGGUCAGGGGAGGGCAAACGAUAAUCAGCAAGACGGAUACUAACUUGAACAUCAUUUCUAACCCCACCCAAUACAACUACAACGCUUAUGUUGGUUCUGCGACCGCGACCGGCGGCGGCGGUGGAGGCGGUGGAGCAACAACAACAACGACGACAUCACCUACGACGUCAACUACUGCCUCCGCACCAGCAAACACAUUCGCCACAACCACUUGGACCAGCGCGGGAUGUUACGUCGACAGUGCUGAUCGCAUGCUUCGCGGUUCAUCGACCACUCAAGCUGGCAUGACUGUUGAAAAGUGCACUGGACUCUGUUUCAAGCAGAAAUACAGAAUUGCAGCGCUUGAGUAUGGCACACAGUGUUACUGUGGAGCGCAGAUGUUCACUACCAACGGGGCGGGCGUUAAAGCCGCUUCCACUGAUUGUAAUAUGCCUUGCGAUGGCAACGCAGCGGAGACUUGUGGCGGAGGAUGGCGCGCCAAUGUGUAUACACUGCCUGGGACUGUUCUCACCAAACGGAAGCUGCGCUUACUGUCAUGA